Molecule: messenger RNA, 1607 nt
Organism: Prorocentrum cordatum
Lineage: Eukaryota; Dinophyceae; Prorocentrales; Prorocentraceae
Source: the annotation of a GenBank genome assembly
GAGCUGCACACCGACGCCGGCCUCCUCCUCGCCUUCGUGGCCCCGCUGAUGGCGGCGGGGUCGCCCGCGGGUGCGGCCGGCGCAGUGGAGGUGCUGCUCCCCAGCGGCCAGCGGCGGGCGCUGGUGGCGCCGCGAGACGGGGUCGUGUUCCUGGCGGGCGAGGCCUCGAGGCUGCUGCGGUGGCCCGAGCCCGCCGCGGCCUGGCGCCCGGCGCCGCACGCCCUGCGCCUGGGUGCCGGGUUCGGCUGGCGGGCGUGGUUCGGGGCCAUGCUGCUGCCGCCUCCGGACACCCUGGUCCCAGGCAGCCCGACCGCAGGUGCCCGCGCCCCAGCGGUUGCCUUCGGCGCCCUCUGGGAGGCCGCGCGGCUCGAGCAGGGGCCCGGCCCGGGCGCGGGCGCCGUGGGCUGCGGCGGCGGCCUGCGGCUGGCGGACCAGGCGGGCGGGUGCCCCGCGGGGUCGGCCAGCUGCUGGCUGACCUGCAUGAGCACGCUGGGCCUGGAGACCUGCCAGGGGCACGUCUGGACCCGGGCGCGGGAAGCCGGCUCGCGGGCGCGGCGCGCGAACCUCAGCGUGCAGUGCCGGGAGCCGGGCUCCGGCAGGCGGUGGCCGAGCGAGACGGGGGCGAUGUGCAGAACCUGCCGGCCGAUGUGCACGGCGGCGGUGGAGGGGCACGCGCCGGGGCCCCCGGCGGCGCCCGCGGCAGGCAGGUUCUGCAGGAGCCUCGGCGGCUCGGUCUCGGGCACGGGCUCCGGCACGACCAUGUACAUGGACGGCCUGCGCCUGACGUCCGCGGCGAGGGACGAGGUGUGCGUCGCCUUCCUCGUGCCUGGCCUGGUCCUCGACAGGCCCUGGAAGCUGGCCCUGGCGUGCGGCGGCGCGCUGGCCCUCAGCGCCUGCGUGGAGCUGACCUCCCUCUGCCGCCAGCGGCUGCCCGCCGCGCGCCGGAACGACGCUGGCCUCGCGUGCCACGUGGCCAGCUUGGUCCUCGUGUACUCGGCCAUGCUCCUCGUGAUGACCUAUUGCGGAGGCUCUUCGGGUCCGUGGUCCUCGGGCUGGCGCUCGGCCGCGGCGUGGGCUGGCACGCGUCGCGCCGGGGCCCGGCGCGCGGCGCCGCGGCCGGGGCCACCCCUCGCAGCGUGGUGGAGGGCGUGGCCUCGUUCAGCGCCCUGACGCAGAUGGAGACCCACCUGGAGGUCGGCCGCUGCGGCGCUCUGCGUCCUGGCCUCGCCUGGGCAGCCCGCCUCGGCCCCGUGGGGCCCGCCGCGCGGCGGGCGGUUGCCGCUGUCGGCAGCGCGGCGCUCGAGGCCGAUCUGCUGGCGGGGCGGCGGGGGCCGGUCACCCUGGACGUGGAAGGCAUGGUGUGCCCAGCCUGCGUCGCGAAGGUGACGAAGGCGCUGGUCGCGAUGGAGGGCGUGGUGAGCGCCGACGUGAGCCUGGAGCUGCACGAGGCGGAGGUCGUGUAUCCCCCCCCCUUCGUGCUGUCGCGGGACCUCUGCGACGCCGUGCGCGGCGCGGGCUACGCGGCGGACGUCCAGGCGGGCCAGUCUGUGAGCCGCGCGCCCUCGUCGCCCGCGGCCGCGCGCAGCGCGGCCCCUGGGCCGGGUUGA